This is a messenger RNA of Cyphellophora attinorum, 2247 nucleotides long. Its product is annotated as putative 5-methyltetrahydropteroyltriglutamate--homocysteine methyltransferase. Lineage: Eukaryota; Fungi; Ascomycota; Eurotiomycetes; Chaetothyriales; Cyphellophoraceae. Gene Ontology annotation, molecular function: zinc ion binding; 5-methyltetrahydropteroyltriglutamate-homocysteine S-methyltransferase activity. The transcript has 3 exons. The coding region runs from base 1 to 2247 and encodes 748 amino acids. The record is from RefSeq and is a predicted model, not a curated record.
AUGGUUCAGUCAUCCAUUCUCGGCUUCCCUCGUAUGGGCGCGAACCGCGAGCUCAAGAAAGCGACCGAGGCCUACUGGGGCAACAAACUAUCACAAGAAGAACUCCUCAAGGAGGGAAAGAGACUGAGGCUCGAGCACUGGAAGAUCCAAAAAGAUGCCGGCAUCGAUAUCAUCCCAAGCAAUGACUUUGCGUUCUACGACCAAGUCCUCGACCACAUCCAGCUGUUCGGCGUCAUCCCAGAGCGCUACUCGAAGUACAACCUCGCCCCAAUCGAUGAAUACUUCGCUAUGGGCCGUGGCCUGCAGAAGCCAGCUCAGGAUGGUGCAGAUGCGGUAGACGUCCCGGCUCUGGAGAUGGUCAAAUGGUUCGACUCGAACUACCACUAUGUCAAGCCAACGCUUCAAGACAACCAGACCUUCAAGCUGGCAUCUGACCCAAAGCCUGUCCGGGAAUUCCUCGAGGCGAAGGAAGCCGGCAUCACCACACGACCUGUCCUUGUCGGACCAGUCUCUUUCCUCCAUCUCGGAAAGGCGGACCGUGGUCAAUCCAUCACACCUCUUUCUGCUCUUGACAAGCUCCUGCCUCUCUACGUUGAUGUCCUGAAGCAGCUCAAGGAAGCUGGCGCCGAGGUCGUGCAAAUCGAUGAGCCAAUCCUUGUCUAUGACCUCCCGGAGGAAGUCAAGGCUGCUUUCAAGCCCGCGUAUGAGGCUCUGACUGCGUCUGGCUUGCCCAAGCUGGUCGUUGCUACAUACUUUGGAGACAUUGUCCACAACCUGGAUGCCGUUGCUCAUCUCAAGAGCGUCUACGGUGUACACAUCGACCUUGUUCGAAAUCCAGAACAACUCGAGACUGUCAUCGGUGCUCUAGGAGACAAGCAGGUUCUCUCUGCUGGUGUCGUUGAUGGUCGUAACAUCUGGAAGACUAACUUCAAGCGUGCUAUCGAGACCGUCGAGUCUGCUGUCCAGAAAGUUGGCAAGGACCGUGUGAUCGUUGCUACAUCCAGCUCCUUGCUCCACACUCCUCACACUCUCGCCAGCGAGAAGAAGUUGGACAAGGAAGUUGCUGACUGGUUCGCUUUCGCUGUUGAGAAAGCCACGGAGGUCGCCACAAUCGCCAAGGCUGUCACAGAGGGUCCCGCUACUGUCCGAGAUGCUCUCGAGGCCAACGCCAAGUCUAUGCAAGCUCGUGCCUCAUCAAGCCGCACCAAUGACAAGGCCGUUCAGGAGCGUCAACGCCAGGUCACAGAAGAGAUGCACAACCGCAAGAGCCCCUUCCCAACCCGCAUUGCCCAGCAAUCGAAGAGACUAAAUCUCCCACUCUUCCCCACAACUACUAUUGGAUCCUUUCCUCAGACCAAGGAGAUCCGCAUCCAGCGCAACAAGUUCACCAAAGGCGAGAUCACAGCUGAGCAGUAUGAGAAGUUUAUCGAAAAGGAGAUCCAGGAUGUCAUUGCCAUUCAAGACGAACUCGAGCUCGACUCUACGUUCACGGCGAGCCAGAGCUCAUACGGUUCUCGCUGUGUCCGCCCGCCCAUCGUCGUCGGUGACAUCUCUCGUCCUCAGCCCAUGACCGUGAAGGAGUCAAAGUAUGCUGCCUCCAUCUCCAAGAAGCCGAUGAAGGGCAUGCUCACUGGACCCAUUACCUGCCUGAGAUGGUCCUUCCCUCGUGACGACGUUCACCAGUCCGUGCAAGCCCAGCAGCUUGCCCUGGCUCUGCGUGACGAGGUCGUCGAUCUCGAGAAGGCUGGCGUCUUCGUCAUCCAGGUCGAUGAGCCUGCUCUUCGUGAAGGUCUUCCUCUUCGCGUUGGCAAGGAGCGCACUGACUACCUGAAGUGGGCUGUCGAUUCCUUCCGCCUUUCCACCGCUGGUGUCGAAGAUGGCACCCAGAUCCAUUCGCAUUUUUGCUACUCGGAGUUUCAGGACUUCUUCUACGCUAUUGCGGCUCUCGAUGCCGACGUUCUCUCGAUCGAGAACAGCAAGAGUGACGCUAAGCUCCUGAAGGUCUUCGUGGAUGAGGCAUAUCCCCGUCACAUUGGCCCUGGUGUCUACGAUAUCCACUCGCCGCGUGUGCCCAGCCAACAGGAGAUCGAGGACCGCAUCAAGGAGAUGCUCCAGUACCUGAAGCCGGAACAGUUGUGGAUCGACCCCGAUUGUGGCCUCAAGACGCGUCAAUGGAAGGAAACAAAGGCCGCCCUGACCAAUAUGGUUCAGGCCGCCAAGGCCUUCCGAUCGCAGUACCAAAAGUAA